CUAUAUCCGACAUACACGGCGCUGGGCUUAGCCCGACCCGCAUCUUUUCCUAAGCUUGCACCAGGCGGCGCCACGAGUCAACACAGCUCUCUGGCCUAACCGACCAGCACUAGCGACGAGUCCGUAUGGCUUGUCACACAACACGCAAAGCAACUGUAUUGCCGGUGGCGAGCCAACAAACCGGCGUGUGCAAUCGUACAACGGCAUUCCUGUGUAUGGAGUGGAUGGUGUUGAGUCGCCGUCCAUGUUUGGAAAUAUCAGCCAUAUGAAUGUCCGUGCGCCUAAGCAUGAAGCGCCAAAACGUACGGACAUUAGUCCUUCUUAUCUCAACUUUCCUCUAUCUACUAGCUGGGGCAGCGGUAUUCGACGUACUGGAGUCUCAACAUGAAGAAGCAGAAAAACUGAAGUUGGAGAAUAUUACCCGAACAAUAAAGGAACACUACAAUAUCACAGACAGCGAUUUGGAUGACUUGCGGUUAACCAUGAUUAAAUAUGUUCCUCAUAGAGCUGGCGUGCAGUGGAAAUUUACCGGAUCUUUCUUCUUUUGCAUGACUGUUAUUACCACGAUAGGAUAUGGUCACUCAGCCCCGUUGACGGACGGAGGGAAAAUCUUCUGUAUUUUGUAUGCCUUAGUCGGAAUCCCGCUGAACCUCGUCAUGUUUCAAAGUGUUGGUGAGCGGCUCAACAUAUUCAUGGGAUUCUGUGUGAAAAACUUCAAACGAUGUGUAAGGUUUAAGAAAGCUGAGGUAUCACACACGGAACUUGUCAUGUUGGGAGGUCUGUGUACCAUGUUGAUCACAGGAGGUGGCGCUGUGGCAUUUGUUAAUUUUGAAAAUUGGAAUCUUUUAGAUUCUAUUUAUUACGUAGCCAUAACGUUAACAACUGUGGGCUUGGGAGAUUUUGUAGCCCUUCAGCAGGACAAUAUGCUACAAAAAAGGCCGGAGUAUGCGGCCUUUGCGAUUAUCUAUAUUCUUGCAGCCUUAGUUGUGGUCGCCUCUGUUAUGAACUUGUUGGUGCUGCGUCUUUUAACGCUUAAUACCGAGGACGAGAGGCGUGAGGCUCAAGCUCAAGAAAUGACCUCACGCAGUAGUGGGUUAGACCUUAAUCACAUAGAUGGUCAUCUACCUUAUCAUCAUUCACACGCUGGAGGUGCUUUACUUGGCAAGAAAAUGGACCCGAGAUCCAUUUGUGCCUCCUGUUGUAACAACUGUAAGCAUCCUCAUAGAACUCAUCAUGAUCCGUAUGGGAUUGGCCCCAACGCAAUACAUCUCCAACACAUGGGACCUACCAUUUAUCAUGCCACUUAUUCGGACGAUGAAACAUUUGAAAACUUCAUGACGUGCGAAAGAUCUUCAAAACGUAAAUCGAUCUAGCCUACCCGAACAAAGAUUUUCGACGGGAGUUUAAUUAUAAGAUGGUGAUACACAACCAAGGAACUACCUGCCAAGGAAUUACACAAGUAAAAAAAUAAGGCUACAUUUACCCGAUGAAUUUCCAACAGGAUUUUAAACAGGAGAGAGAGGACCAUGUGAAAAGAUUUGAUCGGCUGACUAGAAGAUCUGACAACAGUUGAAACACUGGUAGAAAUAUACCUUAUAACUAGAUGGUUGCAUAUUGAAUCGAGAUUCGGUUCAUACCACUGUUAAGGAGAAAGAUUGCUUUAAUAAAUAUAUGUCUUUAUAAACUUCUAUUAAACUGAGCUAAUUCGGUGAUCCCGAAUAAGGACUAUUUCCAAAGGUAGCACUCUUAAUAUCUUAAAUAAAUCAGGCCAUUUGUCGCUCCAAAAAUACGAUCACGCGAAAGUGAUAAAGGAAAUAUCUCGGAACGGUUUAAACUGCAGCAGUAUAGGGAAUUAAGAACUUGAGUUCACUUUGUUGAAUUCUGUGUCUCGUCGGUGACUAGUCUGUUUGAAUGAUGUUAAUUCUGAAGGGUGUACAUGUAUAUUUUUCUGAACGGGUAUGGUCUUAUAGUUGGGUAGGUACUCUUCAAAACCUUCCUACUUUGAGGCUAGUUUACCUUUUCCGCUUUAUUCUGGUUCUUGAUGGCAGCGUGAUAUUGAUGGAAAAAAGACGCUGUUUUGACUGUUGGUAAUUACACCAUUAUGUUAGAUCGCCAAGGAAACGUCUUACUAACGUCAAACCAAAGGAUGACUUUUGUACCCUAGAGAAAAAGGUGUUCAAAAAUGGUUCUUUGGUCACAGUCUGAUUAUAUAAUGGAUAUACACUAAAGAUGCAAAGUAGGAAACGACUGCCUACAUUUACACAACUCUAGGUGAAAGGCAGUGCCUUGAGACGUGUGCCCCUGAUGUACACUUGAACCAGCGCCAGCUCACACGAUAUGGCUGGCCCUUACUGAAUUACCUGGACAGACGAGUCUUGAGGAUUUGUUGAUCAUCCCGAGGGAGUAAACCAACCUCAAGACCUUUGGUCGAAUGCAUGAUAAGUCUCAUAGCAGAGCUCUUAAGCGGUCAAUCAGGCAAAUGCAUCAAAAUUCUCAGACCCACAGGAUCCAACUACAUUGAAUGGAACCGCUGCUUUUAUAUAAAUAAAACAAGUUUGUAAUAAUUGUAUAUUUAUAGAAACUGUUAUCUUUUUAAGGGACACUGCGAACAGGAAAUACAUGUAUAAGAUCGGGCCACACUUAUACCCGUAUAUAGCGGUAUAUAACGGUUGUUUUUACGCGCUACAAACACUCCCGCUUGCAAAACAAACAAACAUACCAUCUCAUCUUUAUAAUGAACAACAGUUAAAACAACAGUUAGCAUUAAACACUGAAAGCGUUUUUAAAAUGUGAACAUUUCAACUGUAUGACAAAUUAAGUAUUUGAUAUCAAACGUCUAUUCUUAUACCAUUAUGUAAAACAUACUACAUAAAGCUGUGGAGACACUCUCGUUCUGCCUUAAAUUACAUCAUGCUUUGCUCAAAAUGUGGAAAUCUUCAUUAGCAUAAAUCCAAAACAUUGCAAUUUCUCCUUUUACUGCUACAGCAGAGGUGAAAAGUAUUCGUAACAUGUAAAUAAAGCUGUGCUUUUGUACCAGUGAAUUCACUUGAUAACACCAGGUUAUCUUCAAUAAAUUGGGUUCUGUGGCGGCUUAAAUGACCCUUUGUCAGCUAACAACAAAAUUGUUCACGAUAGUCCACGUGCUACUGUUUGGUUAAAUGAGUGGCAAACUGAGCAGAUGACAGGUAGCUUCGAUUGAGUACACUGGUGUUGAAUUAAUAUACAACAAUAUAUGCAAAUCCAUUCACACACAAUCUUUAACCUCUGCCCCUGUUGCGUGUACCUAUACCCACAUGUAUGCUAGGAUUACUCUUGUGACGUGUUGCUGAUGCACCCACGCAUAGUGUGGGAAAAUGCAAAAUUCAUGAGCCGUUUCUGCAGCAAGUUUGACUGAAGUUGACCAAAUCUAACUUCUUCAACAGUGAUAAAAACUAGCAUAGGAAAACUGAAGCGUAAACCUAUCGCAAGGGGCCAGGGGCGACGCCCAAACGGUGACCUGCUCGUUAAAUAUGAGCUUGACAAUCUUCCAGUAAUAGCUGGGUAUACCGAAAUAGAUUUGAUUUGCACCCGCCUGUACUUUAUUCUGCAAAAUGAGGUCUCAAGAAGCAGAUCGUUAUUUUACAAUCCAUCUAGGCGGUCGUACAAUUUGCGUGGCUAGAGAUCGUGCCUGGUCGCCUUAUAAAAUUCACUGGGUUAUUCUGAAUGGAAUGCUAACCAGACAAGUGUCAAGCUAUUGAAGUACCACAGGGAUUGCAAAAGCAACAGACAUUGCUGGAGGAUAUCGUGCACGAUAUGAGGCCGAUUGGUACCUCCCCCCACAUGUCCAAUCUCUAUACACACUCUAGACUAUUGUUACCUAACACCCCCCCCAAGAAGCCUGUAAAGAAUUCCUGAGACUCCGAUCAAACAAUGACCAACACAAAGACGGGAGGUGGGGUGCUCUCCACCCCAUAUCUUGCAUCGUAUGUGCUGGAGAUGUUAGUAUUUCAGUCACGUACUUGUUUAGCACGUCCACAUUGCUCCUGAGAGUGUAAGAAAAUGGUGUACCGAUUUGUACAGCAUUCUUAAUUUAUUUGUAAAUACAUAAGUUAUGUCGCGCCGUGGAUAACAGUGUGGCAUUAGGUCUAAAUACUACUUUGAUAUUUACAUGUGAAUAAUUCAUACUGGUGGUUUGGAUAUCCUUAUUAGCACCCAACAUUAUAGCAUCAUUUAAUGGAGCCAAUACCAGGCAUCCAUUCUAUUAUUAAUUUAAGCUUUCCAAUUUGUUUCCUCUCAAGACCUGGUAUUAUUACCCGUUAUUGAUAUUGUAUCUGAUUUAAUACACAAAGAAUGAUUUUCCAGCGUUUUAAUAAUUUUGUACAUUUUUACUUCUAAAGUAAUUGCACAUAACCACCAAAAUGUAAGUAUUACAAACGCGUUUAGUAGAUUUGAGAUGUUUGUGGUUUUUUUAAUCAAGACAUUACUCAGCAUUGACAGAAUGUUAAUAUACAUGUUCAAUGUGCCGAUCCUAGGCUUCUACACGCAUCCAAUGGGCUAGAUCAGACCAAAACGACUUUUUGAUUUAGAAGCCAAAUACCUUUGAAAACCUUUGUUUAUUACACCAUUAUUUGUGCUGACGCACUCAUCCAAACCUUUUUAUAACAACGGAGGCAGCAGUUUGACGAUAGGCCAUGCUGUCAAAGUAAACAUUACCAAUAUACAUAUCAGUAAACACACGAAUUUUUCGAAUUAGUAUAUUAUUCAUUAUAUAUUAAACCAGGAAACGCUUGUUUAUGAAGCCUGUAAAUUGAUACUUCUGCAUUGAGAAAAAUUUAUUUGUGAUGCUGAGUCAUAUCUAGACAGGGAAUUACUAAUUUGAUAUUUGUAUUUGGUUAAUUGAUUAUUUCGUUUGUUAAGUACUCAUGUUACCGCAUUUUGCACAAGAUUUCAACCCGUUCUUUCUUGUAGUAGACCUAAAACGUCAUGAAUAAAGAGUUGCGUUAUUUGGUGGAGAUUAAAAUGACGGUUCAUAUUAUAUUCCUGAAUAUUCAGCGCAAACAUAGUCCUUUUUCUUAAAGUGGCUAUCAUUUGUUUUUUAUACAAAUUCAUAUUGUGUAAUACGUGAUUUUCAACAUUUUGGGAACUAAAAACGAAGCAUUGAAUUAAACUUCAUUUUUAACAAAGAUUUUUGGUGUGUCUGUCUUUUUAGGCGUAUUUUGAUCUAAUGGCAAAUGAAGUUCUUAUCCUAGUAA
This is a messenger RNA of Acanthaster planci (crown-of-thorns starfish), 5231 nucleotides long. Its product is annotated as two pore potassium channel protein sup-9-like. NCBI's taxonomy places the organism in Eukaryota, Metazoa, Echinodermata, Asteroidea, Valvatida, Acanthasteridae. Gene Ontology annotation, molecular function: outward rectifier potassium channel activity; potassium ion leak channel activity. Gene Ontology annotation, biological process: potassium ion transmembrane transport; stabilization of membrane potential. The record is from RefSeq and is a predicted model, not a curated record. Gene Ontology annotation, cellular component: plasma membrane.